Dryobates pubescens (Downy woodpecker) is the source of this 2890-nucleotide messenger RNA. RefSeq names its product tigger transposable element-derived protein 3-like. Gene Ontology annotation, cellular component: nucleus. The record is from RefSeq and is a predicted model, not a curated record. The transcript is spliced from 2 exons. Bases 227 to 2401 code for a protein of 724 amino acids. Gene Ontology annotation, biological process: regulation of DNA-templated transcription. NCBI's taxonomy places the organism in Eukaryota, Metazoa, Chordata, Aves, Piciformes, Picidae. Gene Ontology annotation, molecular function: DNA binding.
CACCGGAGCGCGGCGGCACCAGAGCCACCAGGGCGCGGCGGCACCGGUUCCCCCUGCUCCACAGGCGGCCCCACAGGCAGCGGCGACGCCCCGUUCCCCUUCCCGCCAGCCGUGCGCCGUCAUCCCGGUGCAGCGCAUCACUGAGCCCCCGCCGUCCAUCCCGCAGGGCGGGCCUCGCCUUUAGCAGCCGCCGCGUCUCCCCGAGGAGUGAGCCGGUGGCGGUGCCAUGAAGGAGGACAUCGAGCGUCCCGUCGCCCUGGGUGAGGCACCCGGGUCCUGCCCGGUCCCAGCUGCCGGCCACGGCCUAGCCGUGAGUGAGGCCACGGGCACGGUGGUGUGGACACCAGCACAGCUGGUGGCGGGGCAGCAGCGGGGUGACGGUGAGACCACACCGGCUGCCCGUGCUCGCCACCGCGGGGGCUGCCAAGGCUGGCCUGGCCUGUCGCGAUCAGCGACUGUGGCGGCAUCACCGGCUGGCCCUCCUCUUGUCUCCGUGACAGGUUACACAGUCACCAAACCCGACAUCCUGGCCGAGGUGGAGCGAGGGGAGGAGGUGGCAGCGGCGGGGCUCUACGUGGAGCACCGGAGCCCCGGGCCACUUGCAGCACCCACCGGCCUUUCCCAGGGGGACUGGCUGGGGAAGGAGGUGAAGAGCGAGGAGGGGGUGUCCCCACCGCCUGGCUCCCCCCCGUCCUGCCACACUGGCCCUGGCGACAUCCUCGUCCCGCUGGGGGAACCGGGCUGCAGCUACUGUGGUGUCGUCGAGCCGGAGCCAAAUCUCGGGGCCGGUAACAGUGGCUUCACCACCGAGUGCGGCCACGGGGUCGGGCAUAAGCCGGACCUGGUGCGGCACCGUUUGGCACAGGGCGGGGAUGGCAGCUACGACUGUGGCCGGUGUGGGAGAGGCUUCUGCGAGCCGGUGGGGCUGGGGGCCACGGGCAGCCACAUGUGCCGCUCAUCCCCGUGUGCCGGCCGCUCCGUGGGCACGGCCGAGGGGGGUACGGCAGCGCCGCGGAAGGAGAGGAAGGAGCUGUCCCUGACGGAGAAGGUGCGGGUGCUGGAGAUGCUGGAGGGCCCCAAAGUGUCGCAGAGCGAGCUGGCCAAGCGCUUCGGGGUGUCGCAGCCCCAGAUCUGCCGCAUCAUCAAGAACAAGGAGCGGAUCCUGAGCGAGUGGCACCGCAACGGGGACCCAGAGCGCAAACGCAAGCGGGAGGGGAAGGACGUGGCCCUGGAGGCUGCCCUGCUGCGCUGGGUGCAGGGUGCCCGUGCCGCCGACCUGCCCAUCAGCGGCUCGGUUCUCCAGCUCAAGGCCAAACACCUUGCUGAGGCGCUGGGCCGUCCCAGCCUGGAGCCCAGCGGCAGCUGGCUGGCUCGCUUCGAGACGCACCACAGCUUCGCCUUCAAGAAGCCGCCUUCGGAGAGGGGGGACGCGGAGCAGCCCACGGCCGAGCAGUGGGCUGGCACGGUGCUGCCCGGCCUCCUCCGCAGCUAUGCCCCCUCUGAGAUCUACGCCUGCGGGCAGACGGGCGUCCUGCUCCUGGCCAGCUCCCCCAGCAGGGCUGAGAGCGCCAGCGACCGGCUGAUGCUUCUGCUGUGCGCCAACGCCAGCGGCUCAGAGAAGGUCCCGCUGUGGGUGGUGGGGGAGAGCCCCCGGCCCCGCUGCCUGCGUGGAAUCAACCUGGAGCAGAUGCCCUGGAGCUACCGCGGCAGCAGCAUGGCCGAUGUGACCGCCCCGCUCUUCUCUGAGUGGCUUCGGGACUUCAACGAGGGGAUGCGGCGCCAGGGGAGGAGCGUGCUGCUGCUCCUCACCAAGCACGAGGCACACCCCUACCUCCAGCUCUCCAACGUCAGGAUGGUCUUUGUCCCGCCAGCCACCGCCCUGGCCCAGCCCAUGGACCGUGGCAUCAUGAGCGACUUCAAGGGCCACUACCGGCGCCGGCUGCUGAGGUGGCAGCUGGCAGAGCGCGGCACCGGGCAGCCGACCCUCCUGGAUGUCCUGCACAUGCUGGCACAAGCCUGGGGUGACGUGCGCCCGGCGCUCAUCGCCAGCUGCUUCCGUGCCGCUGGCUUCAGCCUCAACGCCGGCCCCGAGGCCCCGGCACCCAGCCCGCUCAGCGCGGAGCACCGCGGGCCGAUGGACCGGGAGCUGGAGCGCAAUGGGGAGCCCGGGGAGGGGGCUGAGGGGGAGGUGGAGGGCGAGGACACAGGAGAGCUGGCGGUGCAGCCCUGCCCCUCGGAGAGGGAGGUGUGGGGCAGCCUGGCGACGCUGCGGCGCUACCUGGAGUUCCGAGCCACUUCACCGGACGUCUUCCAGACCUUCUACGAGCUGGAGGAUGUGCUGCACGUGGUGUCAGCCAGCGCGGCGCAAGCCCUCAGCGCGGACAGCGCUGCCAAGGAGUGAGAGGAGCAGCCGAGCGCAGGGCCAGACCUGCUGGUGCUGGUGACAGCGACCGGUGCCCGGCAGGGCUGUCACCAGGCCAGCCUGGCCAUCACCUCCGGCAGCAGGGCCAGCUGAGUUGUGCUGUGGGGUUUGCUGUGGGUCUGCAUGUGAGCAGCCUGGCAGGGAGCACUGCGAAGCCACUGUGCUCUGGGUGGCACCCACUGGGGCAGUGACAAUGCUGGUGGCACGAACCUGCUUCCAAACCUUCUCCCAAGGGGUGGCUUCAACAACCAACAGGACCUGUGGUGGAGCUGCCCCUGGCUGGGUGUUUGCUCUGAGUGGUGUGGGUUUGUUUGCUGGGGGGGGAACAUGGAGUGGUUGCUGGGGUGUCCCUUUGCUGGGUACCGUGGCUCCUGGCCGCAAGGAUUCAGGGGGUGCCAGGUGCCACCGGCUGCUGUCACCAUGUGGUGCCCAGAGGUUUGCAACAGGCAUUAAAAAGGCCACAUUCAG